Phyllostomus hastatus (greater spear-nosed bat) is the source of this 3795-nucleotide messenger RNA. It is a transcript of the gene SSTR2, whose product is annotated as somatostatin receptor 2. Gene Ontology annotation, biological process: cellular response to glucocorticoid stimulus; cellular response to estradiol stimulus; neuropeptide signaling pathway. NCBI's taxonomy places the organism in Eukaryota, Metazoa, Chordata, Mammalia, Chiroptera, Phyllostomidae. The record is from RefSeq and is a predicted model, not a curated record. The transcript is spliced from 3 exons. Bases 658 to 1767 code for a protein of 369 amino acids. Gene Ontology annotation, molecular function: somatostatin receptor activity; neuropeptide binding. Gene Ontology annotation, cellular component: neuron projection; membrane.
GGCAUGGGGAAAUGUGCCGACGGGCCAGGGCUCCACAGGGUCAGUCCCGGAGACGCAGCCCUCCGCGCCCAGAGCCUCCGUUGGCGGAUCGGCGCUCAGGGUGUGUCGGCCCCUGCGAGCUCUCCGAGGCGCAAGGCGAGAGCCAGAGCCCACACAGGUCGGGACGCCCAGCGCAGGGUGCCUACCAAGCUGCUGCGCGCUCGGGCGCUCGGUUGGGCUGUGAACAGCCACUGGGUGCCAGUGAGCUAAGCUAGCAGAUUGCGGCAGAAAAGCGAAGACAUUAAAUCCCAGGUCCCCCAAAGUACUUUGCGGAAAGGUCAGCCACAAAGCCCAGACCGCACUUUACAGGCAGUGCUGUGGUGAGAAAAUUAGCACAGAACAGAGAAGCAACGAGCCUGGAGUGCAAACUGAAGCAGAGGCCAAGGUGGGCAAGAUUCCCUAAGUACUGGCUGCUGGCUAAGCAACCUUUAAUUCAUCAGCCGUCUCUCCAAGCUUCAAGGGGCAAUCUUCAGUCUUCACUCAGGCACCAGGCAGAGUGCCCCGCUCAGGGGAAACAUGUCCACCAAAUGUUCCAUUGGAUCCUUUGCCUCCAGGACCCACUAAGGUGAGAAUAAGAUCUUUGGCUGGUUGGAACUAGCCCAAGACUAUAAGGCAGCCAUGGAUAUGGCGUAUGACCUACUCAAUGGCACCCAAUCACUGUUCUCCUCUCUAUUUGACUUCAAUGGCUCAGUGGCAGCAGCCAACGGCUCAAACCAGACAGAGCCAUACUAUGAUCUGACCAGCAAUGCAGUCCUCACGUUCAUAUAUUUUGUGGUCUGCAUCAUUGGGUUGUGUGGCAACACGCUUGUCAUUUAUGUCAUCCUCCGCUAUGCCAAGAUGAAGACCAUCACCAACAUCUACAUCCUCAACCUGGCCAUUGCAGAUGAGCUCUUCAUGCUGGGUCUGCCCUUCUUGGCCAUGCAGGUGGCUCUGGUCCACUGGCCCUUUGGCAAGGCCAUCUGCCGGGUGGUCAUGACUGUGGAUGGCAUCAAUCAGUUCACCAGCAUUUUCUGCUUGACUGUCAUGAGCGUUGACCGAUACCUGGCUGUGGUCCACCCCAUCAAGUCGGCCAAGUGGAGGAGACCCCGGACAGCCAAGAUGAUCAACGUGGCUGUGUGGGGAGUCUCUCUGCUGGUCAUCUUGCCUAUCAUGAUAUAUGCGGGGCUCCGGAGCAACCAGUGGGGGAGAAGCAGCUGCACCAUCAACUGGCCAGGUGAAUCCGGGGCAUGGUACACAGGGUUCAUUAUCUACGCCUUCAUCUUGGGGUUCCUGGUGCCCCUCACCAUCAUUUGUCUUUGCUACCUGUUCAUUAUCAUCAAGGUGAAGUCCUCUGGAAUCCGAGUGGGUUCCUCCAAGAGGAAAAAGUCUGAGAAGAAGGUCACCCGGAUGGUGUCCAUAGUGGUGGCUGUCUUCAUUUUCUGCUGGCUCCCUUUCUACAUAUUCAAUGUCUCCUCUGUCUCUGUGGCCAUCAGUCCCACUCCAGCCCUUAAAGGCAUGUUUGACUUUGUUGUGGUCCUCACCUAUGCUAACAGCUGUGCCAACCCCAUCCUGUAUGCCUUCCUGUCUGAUAACUUCAAGAAGAGCUUCCAGAACGUCCUCUGCUUGGUCAAGGUGAGCGGCACUGAUGACGGGGAGCGGAGUGACAGUAAGCAGGACAAAUCCCGACUGAAUGAGACCACAGAGACACAGAGAACCCUCCUCAAUGGAGACCUCCAGACCAGUAUCUGAACUGCCUAAAAAAUAAAUAUAACACCAAGUUCUGCCAACUGGCAACAUGCUCCCUACCCCCACCCACUCCCUUCCUCCCGCCCAUCAUACCUGGCUUCUAGAAUAGGGAAUUGCUCAGCAUGAGUCCAAUUCAGGGAAGAGUGUUUGAAGUCGGCUUGCCUGAGUGAAUGAUUUGUAUUAAAUUGAAAAACUCCCCCUGAAAGUGAACAUUUAAAUGCAGGCAGACAAUUCAAAGUCUGGAAAAGAGGCAAUCCUGCCUCUGAAGUGUCGGAACUCAACAAAGAUAGAAAACUGUACCUGAGUUCGUGUGUUUAAAACCCAGUAUGUAAUCUUGUGUUCUUAUAUUUAUACUUGUAUAUUCCCACCUAGUCCCUGUGCAGUCAUGAUCUACAUUUCCUGUGUUCAAAAACACAAGUAGCAAAUUCAACUGUGUAUCGUGCAGGUGGACAUUUGUUACAAUAUGGUACCCGCAGAAAUGGACUGUCAUGAAGCCAAUAAAGUUUAAGCUUCAGGGAUCUCACUUGCUUGGGCAGUAUGUUUACAUGGCCAUAUGUCUUUAUAAGAAAUUAUAAAAGGAAGGUAUUUUCAUAUUCUUCUUCUUAAAGAGGGCUUCUUAAAUUGUAUAACCUUCCAGUCUCACCAACCCUGCCUCUGCCCCUGGGCAUUUGCUUCAUUCAUUUCAGAUGGGCUACAUCCAGGUAAGAAGGGGAAGAGAGAAGGUAUUUCAGGACCCAGAACAUUGUCAAGUUGCUUUAAUUUUUCUUAGGGAGCCACGGAAAAGAGAGGUGGGGCGGGGAUCAUUAACAUGAAAGGCAAGAGACAGACUAUAUUCUUAUGGGAAAACAAUUUUGUCUACCAUGAAAAUAGAUGAGUAAGAAUGAAGCAAAAUUACAUCUUUUUAAGAAACCAUGAAAUUGUGGAGUUUUUUAUACCAGACAUGGCUUCCUAAUAAAAGAAAAUGGAAAUGCAAUUCAACGGCUCCUCAUAGGAGUUUGUUUUAAGGACUUGAUACAAAGCCAGCCGCUAAGAAAAUCACAGUGCCUCCUAAGGACCCAGGGAUGUUGUUUCCAGCUGGUUGCUGUGCAGCCUUAGAGGGUAAGUGGGUGCGAGGGCUGGAGGCAGCUCCAUGCUCACAGGGACGGCCACAUCACCUUCCUCACGCAUCGAGUACAUCGAGCAUCUGACCAUCGAUGACCAUCUGACUGUGGACUCAGCCAUUCUCAAGCACUGGCACAGACAGGCACGUCGCACAAUCAGUGGCUUUUUGUUGUUGUUGUUGUUGUUGUUGUUGUUGUUCCCUGAAACUGUAGAUGGGCUUGUGUGCAAUUGAUAAGAAAUGGAGCGAUCACCAUUUCCAGGGCAUGAAGAAAUAUACACUCAGGUGUUUGUCAGGACACCACCAGCCCUGGGUUUGUAGGAAAACCUCCCUCUUAGUGUCUCACAUAGAGAUUGUACCCUAUUUAAAGAUUUUACUUAAUUAUUUUUAGAGAGAGAAGAAGGGAGGGAGAAAGAGAGGGAGAGAAAUAUCGAUCGUUUGCCUCUUGUACACACUCCAACCAGGGACCAAACCCACAACCCAGUUGUGCCCUGACCGGGAAUUGAACCAGUGACCUUUCACUUUCGGGGAUGAUUCCUCACCAACUGAGCCACGCCAGUCAGGGUGAUUGUACCCUAUUUAAAAAUGAGCUUUCCUCUUCUAUGCAAGGGCUGUUAGAUGGUGAGGAUGACAAAGAACUGCACCUGUGGCUCAUCGUUAAUGUGCUGCCUUUAUUCCAGCUGCCUGUAUUAUUCAUGCCACCUUCCUCCCAAAAGCACUGGCUGUGGCCUAGAAAAAUAUGCUCAGUAAGGCUUAUGAUAGAUCAAUCCGUGUGAAAAUAAAAAGAGGCACAGCCAUAAGAUGAGACUAUCAGGAAAGUUGUUACACAAAAAUCUACUUGGUAAAAUCCCAUGCUGUUACUCAAGAUAGGCCAGCUUCCAGUUCAGCUCAGCCACGGCGGAGGGACAGUGACUCUGACUCCUCCUCAUUUU